CAACUCUGUACGAUAAACGAGAACCGACUCCCCCAAACAGCUGAUAAACUUGAAGGAAAACAAAUUUUGAAAUUUUAUUAAAUGCUUCGAAACUCAUCAUGAACCUGCGGCGCCUGGGCCUGUUCUGGAGUGUGGCUUUAUCCUGCAUCGUCGCGCUCGCGGCGACGGAGGACCUCCAAAAAGAUGACAUCUCACCAAAAAACUCGACCUUAUUGGAAAGUACCAGCAUUUCAACGAAUCCACACCCUGACGCGUCAGCUAUUGCCAGUCCGGCGGCUAAUGCCUCAUCCACAUCAACCACAAUAGCUCCGCGCAACGGAACUACCAGCACUACAAAGAAAGGCAAUGCCUCCUCGGUGGCCACGGAGCCGCCCCUGAUCGACUCUCAUGCGGUGGAGCAGGAGCACAACUCGUCCCUCUCUCUGUUCUUUGUCAUCUGCGUGAUUAUGCUGGGUAUUCUCCUGAUCCACCUCAUGCUUCAGACAGGCUUCCAGUACCUGCCGGAGAGCAUUGUGGUGGUGUUCCUGGGCGCCUUCAUUGGACUGUCCCUGAACGUGAUGUCCGGUCAGAAUGGGAGCUGGAAACGGGAGGAGGUGUUCUCCCCUAUGGGAUUCUUUCUAGUGCUCUUACCGCCAAUCAUUUUUGAGUCGGGAUACAAUCUGCACAAGGGUAACUUCUUCCAGAACAUAGGCUCUAUCCUGGUCUUCGCUAUAUUCGGCACGACCAUCUCGGCCUUGGUCAUCGGAGCUGGGAUCUACCUACUGGGACUGGCCGAGGUGGCCUUCCGGCUCAGCUUCUCGGAGUCCUUCGCCUUCGGAUCGCUCAUAUCCGCCGUGGACCCCGUAGCCACUGUAGCCAUAUUCCACGCCUUGGACGUGGACCCUAUCCUAAACAUGUUGGUUUUCGGCGAGAGCAUUUUGAACGAUGCCAUCUCGAUUGUGCUGACUGCAUCCAUUACCCAGUCGGCUAACGCCAACGCAGAGGCCAGCACGGGCGAGGCCAUGGUGGGCGCCCUCAAGACCUUCUGCGCCAUGUUCUUUGCCUCCGCGGGCAUUGGCGUCAUCUUUGCCCUGAUCUCGGCCCUGCUGCUCAAGCACAUCGACUUGAGGAAGCACCCUUCGCUGGAGUUCGCCAUGAUGCUGAUGUUCACCUACGCCCCAUACGUCCUGGCCGAGGGAAUACACUUGAGCGGUAUUAUGGCGAUACUGUUCUGUGGCAUUGUCAUGUCCCACUACACUCACUUCAACCUGUCCACGGUCACCCAAAUCACCAUGCAGCAGACAAUGCGUACUCUGGCCUUUAUUGCGGAAACCUGCGUCUUUGCCUACCUGGGCCUGGCUAUAUUUUCCUUCAAGCACCAGGUGGAGCUGUCGUUCGUCAUCUGGGCCAUUGUCCUCUGCCUAAUUGGACGAGCCUGCAACAUCUUUCCCCUCGCCUUUUUGGUCAACAAGUUCCGCGAGCACAAGAUCAACAACAAGAUGCAGUUCAUCAUGUGGUUCUCCGGACUGCGUGGCGCCAUUUCCUACGCCCUUUCGCUCCACUUGAACCUCGAUAGCCAGGAAAAGCGACACGUUAUCAUAACGACCACACUGAUAAUCGUGCUUUUUACCACGCUGGUGCUGGGCGGCUCGACAAUGCCACUGCUCAAGUACCUCAAGCCCGGGAAGAAACGUCGGACACGUGGCUUCGCACGCUCUACGGAGGAGGGCGGUCGCCGCAGCGGCAGCCGGAAGCGUUCCAAAUCGAUUUCCCUGUCCAAGACCCGCGAGUGGGGACAGGCCAUCGACUCCGAGCACCUGUCCGAGCUCACCGAGGAGGAGGACGUGACCUUCACCCAGGCCCGCGACCGCUUCGGCCGGCUGGACCGCAAGUACUUCAUUCCGUUCUUCACGCGCCGCUUCAACAGCCAGGAGCUGCACGAGUGCAAGUCGCAAAUGGCGGACCUGACGAACAAGUGGUACCAGGCGAUCCGGGUGAGCCCCCUGGACUCGGACGAGUCCGACGAGGAGAUAGGACUGGCGGCGAGUACUAGUCAGAGCCAUCUGACGCGAUCCUAGGUCCCGAGCAGGGCUGGCCUAUGCGCCGGGAGAAGUCCGAGGCUGUGUCGAUGCACAUGUGUGUGGCCAAAGGGAACGGGUCGUAGUUGCGGCCCAAGUGUAGCUUAGUUCAAUGUACCGGUGGCGGUUGCUUUUGUUAUCCUUGUGUUAUAUAGUCCUGUUCCUUAGUUUCAUUUGUGUACUUUAGUCUGUUAUUCACCGGCUUGAAGCAGUAUUUGCCUCACAACACCUACGUAAAAACUAGCAACUUGUAGAAAAGUAUUUUCGUGGCUGUAUUUGUGAUUUUGUAAGAUUUUGAACCAAAAAUAUAAUAAAUAUCUGAAUGUGAUAUCCAACCAGGA
Drosophila bipectinata is the source of this 2398-nucleotide messenger RNA. RefSeq names its product Na[+]/H[+] hydrogen exchanger 1 (gene Nhe1). The record is from RefSeq and is a predicted model, not a curated record. Gene Ontology annotation, cellular component: membrane. Gene Ontology annotation, molecular function: sodium:proton antiporter activity; potassium:proton antiporter activity. Lineage: Eukaryota; Metazoa; Arthropoda; Insecta; Diptera; Drosophilidae. Gene Ontology annotation, biological process: proton transmembrane transport; sodium ion transport; potassium ion transmembrane transport.